ACCUAGGCCUAAAUACAUCGCAAGAGAGAUUCUCGAGAUUAUUUGUAAACAACAACUGUUUACAAAUAAUACAGUAUUUUUAUCUUUUGACUCUUGACUUAAUUUACUAAUUGAACUAUGUAUUCUAAUUCUAAGAAAUCCCAGUUAAAUAGCUAUAAAAAGUUUUUACUAAAUAGAGCUGGUGCGACCAACGUUCUGAGUGAAUAUAUUGAGACAUGUCUAGCCCGGGAUGAUGAAGCUAACAAACAUUCAUUUCAUAAAAUCAUGGUCCAUAACUGGCAAGACUCUGCUCAACAGCUAUGCUCAGUAAUGAGCGACUACUUUUCAAUCAUGUUCAUACCGGUACUGUACACCAAUCAGAACAACAUAGCCACAUACUACACGAGCAGUCUGACACUUAUAUUAAAGAUUAUAAAAUUAGACUUCAUGUUCCCAUAUGAGCGUAACAUGUACAAUAUCGACAUAUUGUUUAAUGACAAGAAUUCUGCAGAUUGUUUUGAUAAUUGGAUCUCAAUUGAGGAUAUUAUCAGCAGUGUUGUAAGCAAUCGCCUAAAUGAGAAAAUGGAAUUAGAUCUCUCAAAUCUAUGCAAUGAUCCUGAAUUUUUGGAGAAGCAGAUAUGUUUCUUCCGGUUCAACUUGUUGUCUCAUUUUAAAAUCCUCAUGAUUAGAAUGGGAAGGGACACAAAGUAUCUCAAUUUAAGUGGCAACAAUUUGAGUCAACUUCCGAUGGACAUUUUGAACUUUUUCAUAAAAGGAAAUCUGAUUGGGAUCAAUUUAAGUAAUAAUAAUAUAACUUCAAUAUCAGAUCUACAAAGGUACAGCAGUAAGAUAGAGAAGAUAUGGCUUGAGGGGAAUCCGUUCUGCGAGGGGAUGGAUGCGCCGACGUACGUGAAACAGAUCACGAUGAAGUUCCCCAGAGUAAUGGAAAUUGAUGGCGUAACACUAAACGAAAACGGUUUGGUGUUGCCAUUCUUCAAAAAUUUCGCCAUCAGCCCUGACAAACACACAAAGAUGCUCAUAGAGAAAUUCCUCAGUAUAUAUUUCUCUCAUUUCGACAACUCUCGUCACAGACUCGACAACUUUUAUUUUCAAAAUCCUAAUUUGACUAUAAAUACUCCUUUUACUGAGGAAGAAGAAUCCCACCUGCCAGCAUCAUUAUCCAACGACACCCGCAACAUACUGAACCCAAUGAAGAACAAGAAGCGGGGGCUGGCAGGGUUCCACAAGAAGCACAUGAGAAGCAAGGCGCAGGUGCUCGGCGCACUGCGGCGGUUCCCGGAAACUGUCCACGACCCCACCACCUUCUGUGUCGAUGUUCUUGUCAAAAAUAAAAACAACUUGAUGGUUAUAAUAGACGGAAUAUUCAAACUGGUGGCGGACUAUCCGAGGAACGUAUUUCAGUUCAGAAGGACAUUCAUCUUUCAAGCAGUCACCAAUCACCCGAGCACAGCGUUCUACAUCGUCAACGACGUGUUCCACAUUGAUUUCGCUACUCCUGAGCAAAUUCAGAACAGUUUUUUGCAACCAUCGCGAAAUUUAUACGACCUCACGCUCAUAAACCCAGAACCUGAGGAGAAAGACAUGGUGACCAACGCAUUUUGUUACCUGACACAGCUCAGGAAAGUUGAAGCAGUGAGCCGACUGAAGAAUUGCCAUUGGGAUAUAAAGAAGGCGUUAAAAUCCUUCAUGAAUGAAAUGAAGACAGAUUCAAUAGCUAUGGACAAAUUUGCUGUGGAUUUAGACGAAGCUGAUCUUUCAGCUGAAGAAAAUAUGGAUGAGGAUGAAGUAGAUUAAAAAAUAUAUAUAUUUUA
Plodia interpunctella (Indianmeal moth) is the source of this 1811-nucleotide messenger RNA. RefSeq names its product nuclear RNA export factor 1-like. Lineage: Eukaryota; Metazoa; Arthropoda; Insecta; Lepidoptera; Pyralidae. The coding region runs from base 118 to 1794 and encodes 558 amino acids. The record is from RefSeq and is a predicted model, not a curated record. Gene Ontology annotation, cellular component: nucleus. Gene Ontology annotation, molecular function: RNA binding; protein binding. Gene Ontology annotation, biological process: poly(A)+ mRNA export from nucleus. The transcript has 10 exons.